CAAUCAUUAUCGAGCUGCAGGUUCUAGGAAGUUUCCUCUGACAUCUAAGAUGAUUAAUCAUUCUAUAAAUAAGGGGGAUCGGAUUCUUUUUUAAUUUCCUCUGAUCCAGCAAUUGCAACGGAAUGGAGAAGGAGAAGGUGGGCGAUUCUCACUCGUCUUCAGAUCCCGUUUCGCCAACUAGUAACGAGAUGAUGAAGGAGCCUCCGCGGAGACUCGGCAUAGGUACUCCAGAAAUCUGUUUCGAAAAGAUAAAAAGUGUCUUAGAAAAGCUUAAAGGGGUAUUAUCUCUUUUAUUUAUUGGAUUAUCUCUCUUGUUUUCAACAUCCUAUCGGGCGAUAAUGGGAAUGGUGAUGAUCAUGAGUUACCUUCAUACUCAGAAGUAUACAAUGGAGUUAGAAAAUGAGAGGGGCGAUGCCAUCAACGAUGCAAUCAAGUCAAUUACUGAACUUGAUGCAAUUAAGUCAAUAAUUGAUAAUGAUGAUGGAUCAUCAAACUUUAGGAUCCCUGAUAUAUUGAUUCCCGAAGUCGUUGCUCGGCAUACGGAAGUACUCUAUCAUGGUGAAAAAGAAUCAGAGUUCGGAAAUUACCACAAUGGAAGAGAUAGGACAGUAAUGGCCAUGGAUUGCAUUCAGAGUAAAACGUCACAAGUGCCGAUGUUGCAAGAAAUUGCGUCACGAGUGCCAGAAGUUGCUGAUACGAAAAUCACAAUGGAGCAUAGUAAAAAUAGUCGGUGGUGGUGGUGGUGGUAGUAAUGGUGGAGUUAGAAAUAAAAUAAAUAUUUAAAAUUAAUUUUUAACAUUAAAAGUUAUGUAUGAAGUUUUUUUAAUUGUAAUUUUUGGUGGAGUUAUGGUCAGAGCCGCCCUGGAUAGGUCCAUCAAGAUUAGGGGUGUAAAUGAAAUAAAUCGAACUGAAUAUGUUGAAAAAUUUAAGGUUCAAAUUCAGCUCGAAAUAGGUAUAUUUGAGUUCGAGUUCUAUUCGAAGUUCGAAAAAUUUAAAAUUUUGUGUUCGAGUUCGGUUCGAAUUAGGCUCGAGUUUGAGUUCCGUUUAAAAGAUU
This is a messenger RNA of Zingiber officinale, 1054 nucleotides long. RefSeq lists its product as uncharacterized. The record is from RefSeq and is a predicted model, not a curated record. Bases 123 to 749 code for a protein of 208 amino acids. The transcript has 4 exons. Lineage: Eukaryota; Viridiplantae; Streptophyta; Magnoliopsida; Zingiberales; Zingiberaceae.